Molecule: messenger RNA, 3408 nt
Organism: Mangifera indica (mango)
Lineage: Eukaryota; Viridiplantae; Streptophyta; Magnoliopsida; Sapindales; Anacardiaceae
Product: disease resistance-like protein DSC1
Exons: 5
Coding region: 1452-2732 (426 amino acids)
Molecular function (GO): protein binding
Source: RefSeq, a predicted model, not a curated record
AUCUGGUUAUGAUUCAAAGAACUCUAGGAAUGAGGCAGUGUUGGUAAAGGAUAUUGUCAAUGAUAUAUGGAGGAAAUUGGAUUACAACUCCUCAUUUAUUCUUACCAAGAACCUAAUUGGACUAGAGUCAUCAAUUGAGAAGAUUGAAAAUUUAUUAUGUUCAAAGGGUGUUUGGAAGCUAGGAAUUUGGGGCAUCGGGGGCAUAGGAAAAACUACUCUUGCUAGUGCUAUAUUUGAAAAAAUCUCUAAACAGUUUGAAGCAUCUUACUUCAUUUUGAAUAUUAGAGAAGAAUUAGAGAAAAACGGGGGAUUAAAUGACUUAUGCCAAAAAUUGAGUUCUGCAAUUUUAGAGGAUGAACAUCUCAAUCAUGGAUUCACCUUUAGAAGAAAAAGUCUUAUUAGCAGAAAAAAAGUUCUUAUUGUGUUUGAUGAUGUAACAAAGUUAGUACAAAUAGAAUGUUUAAUGGGAGUUUUUGACGACUUGGAUUCAAAUAGUCAAAUCAUUUUAACAACAAGGGAUAAACAUGUGCUAAGAAAUUGUGAAGUGGAUCACAUUCAUGAAAUGAAAGGGUUAUGUUUUGAUAAUGCUCUUCAACUUUUUGCCCUAAAUGCCUUUCGACAAAACACUCCAAUUGAAGAUUAUAACGAGCUAUCAUCUAUAGUAGUAGCUUAUGUUAAGGGUGUUCCACUAGCUCUUAAAGUUCUAGGUUCCUUUUUAUUCAAGAGGACGAAGAGAGAAUGGGAAAGUGUACUGAAAAACUUAAGAACAAGUCUUCAUGUAGAUGUCCACAAGGUGUUAAAAAUAAGUUAUGAUGGAUUAAAUGAUAAAGACAAGGUUGUAUUUUUAGAUAUUGCAUGUUUCUUUAAAGGAUUUAAAAGAGAUCUCAUAGAAGCAAUCUUGAAUGCUUGUGACUUUGACUCUCAUAUUUGUAUAAAUGUUCUCAUUGAAAGGUGUCUCAUAACUACAUCAUCUAACACCAUAAUAAUGCAUGAUUUACUUGAAGAAAUGGGUAGAAAAAUUGUUCAGCAAGAAUCAAUUGAUGAUCCUGGCAAACGUAGUCGAUUGUGGGAUCCCGAUGCAAUCUUUUCAGUGUUGAAGUAUAAUAUGGUAAAAGCCAGAACACUUAUUUUUUAUUUCUAUUUUAUACAUACAUAUAAUAAAAUAUUAGUUAGCAGAAUAUUCAUUUCCAGUUAUCAUUGGGAACUAAAUUAUUUGGUAUAGGGUAGCAAUGACACAACUAUUAUUAUUUUAUUUACAUAUUCUGAAAAGAAAUUUGAGAAAGAAAUAUAUUUGAGAGUAAAUUACUUAAGAAUUGAUGUAAUUAAGCAAUUUCAAAUUGACUUUUCACCAAUAUGCUUGUGAUUUCCAGGGAACUAGAGCAAUUCGAAGUAUAUGCUUUCAUACGUUCAAAGUAAAAGCGUUGCAUUUAAAUCCUAAAGCUUUCAACAAGAUGCAAAACCUAAGAUUCUUGGAAAUUUAUGAGUUCGAACAUGAAAAGAAGGUGCAUGGUUUUGAGAAACUUGAGUCUGAUUUCUCUGAGCUAAGGUACUUUUGCUGGCAUGGAUAUUCUGACAAAUCAUUGCCACCAAAUUUUAAUCCAAAGAACCUUGUUGCACUUUACAUACCUGAUAGCAAUGUUAGACAACUUUGGACUGGUGACCAGGUUCUUGUUAAUUUGAAACAUAUUGAUCUCAAUCACUCUAAGUAUCUAUAUAGUAUACCAGAUUUAUCACUUAUGCCAAAUCUUGAGUGCUUAGAGCUUGGAGAUUGUACAAAUUUGCUUGAGAGUUUCUCAUCUAUCGAUAAUCUCCAUAAACUUGUUAUCCUAUGUCUACAAGGAUGCAAAGGCUUUGAUAAUCUUCCAAUUAGUUCUAAUUGCCAAUCUCUUCAAGUAGUUAUUCUCUCUAAUUGCUCAAAUCUCAAAGAAGUUUCAUAUCUCCCUAGUACAGUUGAAGUGUUAUAUUUAGAUGGAACUGCUAUUAAAGAAUUCUCAUCAAUAGGGCAUUUAUUUAGACUAGUAACAUUGAGUCUUAGAAAAUGUUCAAAGCUUGAGAGAUUACCAGAUAGUAUUCGUGAGUUGAAAUCUCUUAAAUCUCUUUAUCUCUCGGGUUGUUCCAAACUUGACAGAUUGCCUAAUGACAUGGGAAAUUUACAAACUCUGGAGGUACUAGAACUGGAAGAAAUUUCUUUUGCAGAAAUAUCAACAUUUAUGACAAGUUUGAUCAACCUGGAGACAUUAUCUUUAACAAGAUGUAAGACGCAAAAGCGAUCGGGUAUCCCACUCAUGGAUUUAUCUGUCUUCCAAAGAAUGAGUGACCUAAUCUUGGUUGAUUGUUGCAUUGAAGUGUUACCCAACAAUAUUGGCCAAUUAUUCUCACUUAAAUAUUUAAAUCUUGGCCAAAACAAUUUGGAGACACUACCAGAGAGCAUCAAAGACCUCUCUAACCUGAUCUUUCUUGAUUUAAGCAAUUGCCAGAGGCUUAAAUACUUACCAGAGCUUCCAAGCAGGUUAAUCGAACUGAUUGCGGUGAAUUGCAUAAAUCUUGAAUCAAUAUCAAGUUUACCAGCUUCAUUCCUAGGUAAUUAUUCAAUUUGUUAUGGGAAUGCCUGGCUCCACAAUUGUUUCAAACUAAAAUUAGAUAUGAAAGAUGCUCUCCUGAAUAUUGAGAGAAAUGCAAAUGUGUGGUAUCACCAUGAACUUGGCAUAACUUGGAGAAAUGGUUUGAUGUGAAAUUUGCUAGUCAUCUAGCCUCACUCUCUGUACAGGGGGUUGUUGAGUCCUCAGCUAACAGCGGGAAACAAAUUGAUGCCGUACAUUUCAUUCAUGCCUUCCAGCUUGCUGAAAGCUUUCCCUCUGUUCCCCUCUUGAAGACAUACUUGAAGAAUUGAAGGAGAAACUCACGGGGAAAUGGUGUGAGUUCGGGUGGGGAUACUAGUGCACAGAUUGAUGUAAAUGCACAGGAACUUGCUGCUUUGAAAGCUGUAGUUAGUUGUGUCCAAGAGUACAGGCUUGAACCUGACUAUCCUCUUGAUCCGCUUCAGAAAAGGAUUGAACAACUGGAGAGGUCGAAAUCUGAUCAGAAAAGGGGUAUGCAUUUUGGCAGACGUCAACACUCCAGGAAACAAAGAGCAAACUGAGGAUACCGUGGAUUUCUUUCUCACAGUGGCAAGGCAGCUCCUCAUAGGCUUGUUCUGCCUGUUUUCUGAUGUUUCGUGCACUUGCGAGCAAAACUCAACAUUUUCUUUGACAGGGCAGCAUAUGGAGGAAUGCCUUGGAGAUAUCCUCUGGGUGGUUCCUAGCCAGGCUGUUUUUGCUCAGCUAUGCUUUUAUCCCCAGGAUGUUGUUAUCAAAUGCAAGAUUUCUGUGCAGCCUUAGUGAAUGUGCAGAGAAUUUAUUUGUGAAUGAA